This is a messenger RNA of Medicago truncatula (barrel medic), 1785 nucleotides long. RefSeq names its product cytochrome P450 71D8. Gene Ontology annotation, molecular function: iron ion binding; heme binding; monooxygenase activity. Bases 29 to 1549 code for a protein of 506 amino acids. The transcript is spliced from 2 exons. The record is from RefSeq and is a predicted model, not a curated record. NCBI's taxonomy places the organism in Eukaryota, Viridiplantae, Streptophyta, Magnoliopsida, Fabales, Fabaceae.
UAGUCACUCUCACUUCUUAGUGCAUGCCAUGGAAUUUCAACUUUCCUUUGUUAUUAUUCCCUUCUCUAUUUUCAUACUUUUGCAUUGGCUUGCAACAAAAUAUUACAAGCCAAAAACCAUUUUUUACAAAUUGCCACCUAGUCCAAGAAAAUUACCUCUCAUUGGUAACUUACAUCAACUAGCAUUUGCAGGAAAACUUCCACAUCAUGGGCUUCAAAAACUUUCUCAAAAAUAUGGACCAUUAAUGCACCUACAACUAGGUGAAAUUAAUGCAGUGGUUGUUUCUUCCUCAAAUUUAGCCAAGGAAGUAAUGAAAACACAUGAUGUUGUUUUUGCUAAUAGGCCAAAACUUCCUUCUCUUAAAAUUUUAGCCUAUGGUUUUAAAGAUAUUGUAUUUUCUCCAUAUGGUGAUUAUUGGAGACAAAUGAGAAAAAUAUGUGUCUUAGAGAUUCUAAGUGCUAAAAGGGUUCAAUCUUUUUCUUACAUUAGAGAAGAUGAGACAAAAAAGUUUAUUGAAUCAAUUAAGUCAUUUGCAGGCUCAAAAAUCAACCUCACUACUAGAAUUUUUUCAGUGAUAAAUUCUAUUAUUUUGAGAGCGGCGUUGGGUGAUAAAUCUGAGGAUCAAGAAGAAUUUGUGUCGUUGAUUAGAAAAGCGGUGGCGGUUUCAAGUGGACUUGAGCUUAUCGAUUUGUUUCCUUCAAUGAAACUUAUUCAUGUACUAACAGGGAUGAAAAAAAAUGUUGAGAAAAUUCACAAAAGGGUAGACAAAAUCUUGGAUAAUGUUGUGAGAAAACAUCAAGAAAAGAGAGCAAGAGGAAAUGAAGGUAACAAGAGUGAAAUUGAGAAGGAAGAUCUUGUGGAUGUUCUUUUGAGAGUCCAACAAAGUGGUAGCCUUGAUGUCCAAUUGACAAUCAACAACAUCAAAGCUGUGAUUUGGGAUGUAUUUGUUGCUGGAACUGAUACAUCAUCGACAACAAUAGAAUGGGCUAUGUCAGAAAUGAUGAAAAAUCCAAGAGUGAGGGAGAAGGCACAAGCUGAAUUAAGACAAGCAUUCAAUGGUAAGGAACUAAUAUAUGAAACUGAUGUAGAGAAACUAAGUUACUUAAAGUUAGUGAUCAAAGAAACAUUGAGGUUACACCCACCUUCUCCUUUGUUGGUUCCAAGAUUGAGCACAGAACUAACCAAAAUAGAUGGGUAUGAUAUACCAAAAAAUACUACAGUCUUUAUAAAUGCGUGGGCAAUAGGAAGAGAUCCUAAAUAUUGGAAUGAUGCUGAGAGGUUUAUUCCAGAGAGGUUUGAUGAUAGUUUGAUUGAUUUCAAAGGAAAUAACUUCGAGUACAUUCCUUUCGGAGCUGGAAGGAGAAUGUGUCCGGGUAUGACCUUUGGUUUAGCAAGUGUUAUAUUUCCUUUGGCUCUAUUGCUCUAUCACUUUAACUGGGAACUCCCAAAUCAGAUGAAGUCUCAGGAUUUGGAUAUGAUAGAAGAUUUUGGACUAACAGUUGGAAGGAAAAAUGAGUUGUGUUUGAUUCCAACUGUUUAUGAUGUCUAACUCCAUGAUACUCAUAAUGUAUUUUGAAUUCAAUUAUGUAAUUUCAGAAAUUAAAGUUAAACAAACCUUGCUCAUUGAAUACAAAUACAAUGAUACAAAUAGAAAUAAUAAAUGUCCGUCAAAAAAUGCUAAAAAUUGUUGGACGGAACAUUGUGAUUAAGGUUCAAACUCUUACUCAUUCAUUUGUGUGUACGAAUUUUUAAUGGCUAUUCUCAUUUCGUCUAUCUAUAAAAAAA